Messenger RNA from Paramecium pentaurelia, 984 nucleotides. The record is from the annotation of a GenBank genome assembly. Lineage: Eukaryota; Ciliophora; Oligohymenophorea; Peniculida; Parameciidae.
AUGUUUGAAUGUCCAAUAUGUUUAGUAUCAUAUGAUAAUCAUGAAGCCUUUACAUUUCCUUCUUGUUUUCAUACAUUUUGUAAAAAUUGUUUAAAAUCAACUUUUGAAACCAGAAUAAAGGAAUAAAAUAUAAACCUAGAUAUCUUUAAAUGCCCUGGUUGUGAAAUUCCAUUUGAUCAAUCAUUGAUCUAGAAUUUUAUAUCAUAAGAAUCUUUUAAGAAAUACUGUGAAUUAAGUAUAGAAAUGAAUCAAAUUUUUGGUUUGGAAGAAGAUGAGAUAUUGGCGAAUUGUUUAAACGAGGUUUGUAGAGAAAAAUAUAUAAUCUGGAAGAAUGCAGGUUUUAUAAAAUUGUAUUGAUUUAGAAUAUUAGAAAUGUAUAAAAUGUAAAAUGGAAUAUUGUCGUUUAUGUUUUUUACCAUAACAUAAAGAUAUUUGUACUUGUGAAGAAUAAAAAUUAAUCUAUUAAGACAAAGUUUAUAAAGAUUUAAAAGUUCUACUCAAAGCAAGUAGAUGUCCUAAAUGCAUGAUUUUUGUAGAAAAGGUUGCAGGAUGUAAUUUUAUGACUUGUAAAUGUGGUGCUAAUUUUUGUAAUCUAUGUGAUAUUUAACUUGAGAGACAAGUAUAAUUUAGGAUUUAUUUUAUAAGGAUCAUUAUUCUCAUUUUGAAAACAAUAAUCCUUCUUAUGAUAAAUGUAAAAUAAAAGUAAAUGGUUAAUGGGUAACAAGACCUGUAGUUGAAGAGGUUAAGAAAGUUCAAAUAAAAUAAAUAAUUAAAGAACCUGAAAAUGUGAACAAUACUAUUCCUUGUCCUAAUUGUAAAUCAAUCAAUCCGAAAAUUACAAGGCUUUAACUCUAUGAUAGGAUUAUACAUUGUGGCAGUGUUAAAUGUUAAAAUAGAGCUUUUUGUUUAUUGUGUAAAAGGAUGCUUCCUCAUUAGGAAAUAUUAAAUCAUUUUACUAAUACAUUAGAAUGUAAGUUUAAAUGA